Messenger RNA from Tremella mesenterica DSM 1558, 2343 nucleotides. RefSeq lists its product as uncharacterized. Bases 1 to 2343 code for a protein of 780 amino acids. The record is from RefSeq and is a predicted model, not a curated record. The transcript is spliced from 4 exons. NCBI's taxonomy places the organism in Eukaryota, Fungi, Basidiomycota, Tremellomycetes, Tremellales, Tremellaceae.
AUGGCUCAGGCCAUACAAAGUCAUCCGCACGAUUGGGCUUCUCAAUUGACUUCGAUUCAAACAUUCGCAAGGCUCGAUUCUACUUCGGCAAGUAUCAAACUCAUGGAUCACCUUCCUCGACCACCCCUACCGAAACAGAACUCUCAUAAAGCUGGAAUGGAGGAAGAGAAUCGUAAUGGAGAGAAACAGAGGAUAACUUAUCCAGCACAACCACGACCUGCUUCAACCAUCCCUGAACCCACCAGACGAGACACUUCCAUUCCGAGAGAUAUCAAACCGAAGAUAGAAGAUACAGAGACGACAAGACUUUCAUCGGUACCUCAUACUCCCAUGUAUGCCGCAACACCCCGUUCUGCCGGUUUACCUUCCAGAGGAUACGGAUACGAGCAAACUCCACCACCACCUCAACCUCGACGUCUUCCACAUGACGUUCUACCCCCGUCCCAACCUCAGACGCCUAAUCACCCUUCGGCUCCAUAUGAUCGACAACCUGACCCUAGAUCCCAGGCAUAUCAAGAUUUGCGAAGACAAUAUGAACAACAAGUUCAACUCCAUCACCGUCAACAUCUAGCCCAGGCACACGCAAACGCCCAUUCCAACCAAUCGUAUUCCGCUCCCGCAUCACCCACUCAAUCUCAAGCUAGAGGGAGAUAUCAACCAUCCCGUGGCGCGCAGAGAGAUGCUAGGUGGAUGCAACGUCAAGCUCAAGUGCAACCACAAACUUAUCCUCAGUCACAAGUCCCGCCGGGGUAUCCUCCUUAUGCCCAUUCUCAAUCCCACAUGCAACCUCAUCCUUUGCACGGAAACGUUCCUGUGGGGUAUCAUAACCAUCCGAACUAUCCUCAAGUUCCAAGACCUGCGUCUCCUAGGGCUCGUAUUGGUGCUAGAGAUCUUUUGGCAGAACAACAGGCUGCUAUCGCUCAAGCGAGAAAGGCAGUAGAGGAAAGCAAGUUGAACGCGAAAAGGGAAGAAGAUUUGCGUAAAACUCGGAGGAUCCAAUUGCAGGUCUUCGUACAUGCUCGCCCCACAAAUUGUUCCUGGUCCAACUGUCAUGCCGUGCUCAACUCAUGGGCACUUCUUGAGAAACAUAUCUACCAUGCUCAUCUCCAUGAAGCCCUCUCUCCUGUCUUAGACAUUGGUGGGAGAGUCCGAUGUCUUUGGAAAGGAUGUACGGAUGUGUUCAGGACUCGAGAAGAGGUGUACAAGCAUUGUCUUGUCCUACACAUGAAACCAUUCUCCGCUAGAUGUCCUUUCAACUGCUUGUAUGAAGGAUCUGCCUUUCCAGAGCUUAUGGCACACAUAGGCCGUAGACAUUCAACCGCUACCCCAGACGAUUUCGUCCCUGGUCUAAUUCAUCAUCGUCCUUCCUAUCUUCCCAAAAAGUCUGAACUUCCUUCUUUGCCAACCAUUGCUCAUAUUCCUCUUUCUCCCAUUGAGUCAACUCCCCCUCCACCAGGUUCACCAUCCAGCUCACAUUCUCAUCCAUCGGGUAGAUCUCGUUCUGCCAAUAGAGAAAGUGAAAAACCCGACAAGCCGGAAAGACCGGUGUUGAAGUUUUGGACAGGAGCCACGCCUCUUAUCCGAGGAUCAGAGACAAUCUCCACCAAAACAAAAACGAAAGUGGAGAGACGUUGUUGGUCAGGACAUCGACCUCAGAAAGAAGGUUAUGCUACAAAAGCUGGAGCUAGAGCAGCUAUCAGUGCAGUCAUUGAGAAUUCUCGACGAUUAAGUCUUAUCACUGGAAAAGAAAAUCAUCCUGUCAUUCCAACCAUCACUUCUCCUUUAGUCGAUUCAAACAUAACUAUGCUCGCGGGAGAUACUUCAGAAUCACAACUUGUCGAAGAAGGAAAAGAAAAGGAAGGGAUUGUGGUUAAGGAAGAUGAUAAGAAAAAUGAGGGAGAUGAAGUUAAAGUCGACCUGAUAGAUAUCAAAGCUUCUGCCAAAGAAGGGAAAGAACUUGCUAAACGUGAAUUGGCUAAAUUAGGUAUGAAAGCAAGAUAUGACGAUAGUCUUUCACCUUCUUCCCGCUCACCUUCACCUUUAGGGGAUAGAAAGAGGAAAACAGAUUCAUCAGACGUCAUGACAGGUAGUGGAAGAGGAAGAAUGGUGGUUCGACUUCGUUUAAGUAAAAGGAGAAAGACAGGAGAAUCAGAGAUCAAUUUGAAUGAUGAAAAGAAUGGAUUAGAAGAUGUUAAAGUUGUCGAAGAUUUGUCAGAGAGUAGUGAAUCAGAUAGUGAGAGUGUGAUUAGUGAUUAUAAAGCUUCUGUCAGGGUGGAGGAAGGUUUGGAAAAGAGUACAGAAUGGAAGAAAAGGUUGAGAGGAGAAGGGAAAUUGAGUGGAUGA